UCACAUUUGCCAGUACGAGAGCUCUCCGACUGGCAACCAACUAAAGCAUUGUGUCUUUUUGGCGAGGAGAGUUAGAGAAGGAAAAGACAGACAGGAAAGUGAAAGAGAGAGUUAGAGCGAGGUGAGAAUGACAUAUGGACUGGGAGGGGGGGGGUGGCGGCAGAGACCUACGUUCAUCUCCGUGCGCAUGAGUGUGUCUUCGUUGAAAUGGGCAACUCCACAACAAAAUAACAUGUGCGUUUGUCUUUCAGUCUCGCUCUGACUUCAUGUCUUUGUGAAUUUUUGGGACUUUCACCUUUCUUUUUAAUUUGCUAGUUUUUAUUGUGAUUUUUUUAAAAAGGAAUUGAUAUAAGUAUCUGAAUCGUUCAUGCGGCGUUCAGACAGUUUGGCUCCUGACCUCAGAGAUUGACAGACAGGUGGUGACAGACUGCGGUGAAGAGUGAGCGACCUGAAGAGGAGGAGGAGGAGGAGAAGGAGGAAGGAGGACAUUAAACACUGAGGACAUACAAUAUGUGCGUUCACAGAUCACUUAAACUCUGAUGGAUUUCGAAUGACAGAGCGUCAAACCACACUGGGCGCCAUGAUGUAUCUACUCUUUGAUAUCAAUCCAAUCUUUGCUGGUUUGGGAAAAUCUGAAUUGUUGUGAGGAUUUUGAGUCACAUCCUUAAAAAACACAGAAACGGACAGACAGACUCAUUAAGAGCAGUCACUAGAGAUUAAUUCACAGCCUACAAUGUGCUGUUCAGGAUGUAUAUAAGAAAAAUACAGACAGACACUUCAAAUCACACCACUCUAAGUCCACUUUGCACCAAGAAGCAUAGAAAUAGCCUUCUGUCUAAGGCUGCAGGGAGCGCAGAACACAUAAAUGAACACAUUUGUUCCAUUGGCGGCUUCUGAAAGGUUCUGGUAAUGAAUGCAGACUGACAUAGACUCACACUCCACAUACAGUUACAACCAAAGAGCACCCAGCUGAGGUGAAGAUGACGGGUAAUAAAGCUGGGUCAGAAGGCAGCUGCAGCUCUACCCACAGCACAAAUAAUCUGGACUGAUGGAUAAAAGACCCAAACUGUGGCUACUGAGAACAGAUUGAUCAGAGGAAAACCUGUGCACAGUUGUUAGUGGAGUAGAUCAAUAACAUAUUGGACCACGUACAAGAAGGAAAAGACAAAGGAAUCAGGCAGCUUUAAGAAAUUGACAUAUACGCUUGGAUAGAGGUGCAGGACAAGUUGCAGAUUUUAUGUAUGAAAAUGUGAACAACCCUCAUUCACAUCUAAAGACUCCACAGAGACCAGACACACUGACGCUGACACACACUCACUAGGCUGCUGUGAGGUUUUCCCCUGAGACUUCACCACCAUGAUGGAGAAGCUGAACCCCACCAGCCUGCCUGCCUCUCCCCCCGACCUGCCUCGCCCCUCCUCCUCCUCAUCCUGCGCGUCCUGUGCCUCCAUGGAGCAGUCCAGCCCCCUCCAGAACCAGACUUCAGCACUGUCAGACACCAUCGACAAGACGGGGCACAAAGGGCGCCUGGAUGUCCCCACUGCUGGCUCCAUCCAGACCCCCACUGCAACCACAAUAGUGUUAACCAGUCACCACACAGACACGGCUGCUGCACCUGAGUCCGGCAUCACGGAGACGGAGGAGGAGGAGGAGAAGCGACGAAGACCAGCAGCCGCUAAAGUUUCUACAAAUGCUUUUGCAAAUGGGACACCGACGCUUUCCUCACCACCUCCACUCCUCCCAGCACCAACUAAGACCUCCCCGUGCCCCCUGCUGCCUCCUGCCUCCACAGCGUCUUUCCCUUCAUCCUCAUCAUCCUCACCCCUUCCUCCUCACAUCCCUGUCAUCAGUCUUGGGCACAGCAAGCCCCCUCUUCCACUCCCCAGUACCCCUCUAACAACUCUCCAUCCAAUUCCCAACCUCCUACAUGGGCCACAUGGAGACCUUCGCCGUGGCCAGGUGGCCAGUCCUGGAGGCCCUGGGGGAUCUGGAGGCCCCUCUGCUCCCUCACCAGGGCCCCUGUUACCUCAGCAGUACCUGCCUGCACACCCUUUCUUCACCAGUUCUUACUUGGGCCCUCCAGGUGGAAGCUACGGCGUCAUCACCAGCAAUCGAAUCAAGAGAAGGCCGUCGUCACACUAUGAGAUGGAAAUUAAUGACUGUCCUCCUCAGAAACUUGCCCGCCGCGUCUUCACCAACAGCCGUGAACGCUGGCGACAGCAGAACGUGAACGGGGCUUUUUCAGAGCUGAGAAAGCUCAUUCCCACACAUCCUCCUGACAAGAAACUCAGCAAGAAUGAAAUCCUCCGUCUGGCAGUGAAGUACAUCAACUUUCUGGUCACUCUGCUCAAUGACCAGGCUCAGGACAAGAGCAGGGACUCAGUGGAGGAUGAGACAGAGGAGGACAGCACUACAGCUGGACUGGACAGUGACAAAACAAACCCACGUUUUCAGUGUGACUCUCCUCCUCCAUCUUCAGUCCAUCCUGCCUCGGCGAUGGCCCACAGAAACAGAGACUCGACUGAUUCAGUCAUUGCUUUGGUCAAUUCUCCAGCAACAUCUAGUUGCUAUGGUGACACUGACAGUGAGGAAAGCUUUGGGGCCAAGACCUCUUUAGUGACCCGUGGCAUUCUGGGAAAGGUCAAGGGUCAGAUUAGGAUGGUGGAAGCCACAAAUGACGAGCGAUGACACCAAAGGACGACAAGCAAAGACGCGUGGACACACUGGGAGUUUAAAUGCCACAGUAACCGAUGGGACAGGGUCCACAAUCAGUCCAGUGUGCAGUCCGGUCUUCAGGAGCGCAGUGCCCGAUAAUAAACUCCCAAGCAGUGUCGCUAAAUAGAAGGAUCUUUGAUGGUGUGAUAGAUUUUAGCUGAACUGUUUCUAUCUUUGUGCAAAAACACUGAUGAAAUGAUUUAACAGAGCUUCAAGCAGGUUGACAGACAUGAAGUCCCAUGAAACAUUCAGACUUUUUUGUGCUUUAUAUCCAAAAAUGUCACAAUGUUCCAUUAUUUGACAUUACACUUCUAUGUCCAACAGUGUAAAAUGUGGAUGAAUUAUGCAAAACAGGUUAAAGGGCAUUUCAGACUGACUUAAUCAGAUUCAGAUUUAUUGUCAUUGCACAUAUCACAAGUACAAAGCAAUGAAAGGUAGAACAUGCUGAUCCUGAAGCUACAGCGUGUUGUUGGUUUGCAAAUUCACUGACUUCAAUUCUCUCCUUUUUAGUUCAAUGAAAAUAAUAAACCCCACUGUUGCUCCAGAGUAGAGUAUGUCAUACUCUAGUUUGCCUGCAAUGCAAUGCAUGACAUGCAUUUAUUAAAUCAAGUUUUUAACAUUUCCUGACAGUUUUCACUGUUAGACAAAUAAUCCCAGCGGUCCCACCCUGACGUUGUGACACACUUGUACCAGACAGAAAUAAAGUGUGUUUGAGUUUGCUGUUCCUUA
This is a messenger RNA of Sphaeramia orbicularis (orbiculate cardinalfish), 3444 nucleotides long. RefSeq names its product LYL1 basic helix-loop-helix family member (gene lyl1). Gene Ontology annotation, biological process: regulation of transcription by RNA polymerase II. Lineage: Eukaryota; Metazoa; Chordata; Actinopteri; Kurtiformes; Apogonidae. Gene Ontology annotation, molecular function: protein dimerization activity; DNA-binding transcription factor activity, RNA polymerase II-specific; RNA polymerase II cis-regulatory region sequence-specific DNA binding. The transcript has 4 exons. The record is from RefSeq and is a predicted model, not a curated record. The coding region runs from base 1357 to 2688 and encodes 443 amino acids.